Messenger RNA from Elephantulus edwardii (Cape elephant shrew), 735 nucleotides. It is a transcript of the gene MPZL3, whose product is annotated as myelin protein zero-like 3. The coding region runs from base 1 to 735 and encodes 244 amino acids. The transcript has 6 exons. Gene Ontology annotation, cellular component: membrane. Lineage: Eukaryota; Metazoa; Chordata; Mammalia; Macroscelidea; Macroscelididae. The record is from RefSeq and is a predicted model, not a curated record.
AUGCCGCAGAGCGGAGCGGCUGCACGCCGAGGCUGCGUUCGCUUCUCGCUGCUGGGCGCCCUACUCUUCCAGGGUAUUUACAUAGUCCUUCCUUUGGAGAUUAAAACUGAUGCCCAUGUCCGAGGUUAUGUGGGAGAAAAGAUCAAGUUGAAAUGCUACUUCACGUCGACUAACGAUGUCACUGACAAACUCACCAUAGACUGGACCUAUCGGUCUACCAGCAGCAAUCGCGUGGAAUCAAUUUUUCAUUACCAGUCUUUCACGUACCCGACCACAUCAGGCAGAUUUCGAGAUAGAAUUUCCUGGGUUGGCAACGUGUACAAAGGUGAUGCAUCCAUCAGCAUAAGCAACCCUAACAUGAAGGACAAUGGGACGUUCAGCUGUGCUGUGAAGAAUCCCCCAGACGUCCAUCAUAACAUCCCCACCACGGAGCUGACAGUCACAGAAAGGAGUUUUGGCACCAUGUUGUCCUCCGUGGCCCUUCUUUCCAUUCUGGUCUUCAUUCCCUCAGCUGUGGUGGUGGUUCUGUUGCUGUUCAGAAUGAUGAAGAAGGCAGCAAGCCUGAAGAAGAGGAACAAGUCGGGCUAUAAGAAGUCAUCUAUCGAGGUUUCUGAUGACACUGACCAGGAGGAAGGAGAUGGCUGCAUGAGGAGGCUCUGUAUCCGCUGUGCCGAGUGCCUGUGCUUUGUGGACGUGACUGACCCGUUACCUCAAGCUGCUCGGGAGACCUCUUAG